UUUUCUCGGAAGUUGGUGACUUGCAUGGAAUUUCAAGACCUUCUGUUUCCCGUAUUAUUCACAAUGUUUGUCUGGCUAUCAACGACACUUUCAAGAAUAUAUCAUUUCCUGAGCGGGUAGCAGAGUUGAGGGAGAUGAAGUCAGAGUUACACGACAUUGCAAAAAUGCCGAAUUGUGUUGGGGCUGUAGAUGGAACUCUCAUUGCCAUCAAAGGAAUGAGUGGGCCAGACGAAUCUGCAUAUGUUUGCAGAAAAAACUUCCAUGCACUGAAUAUACAGGCAGUCGCUGAUGCAAAGAUGAAAUUUCUUCACAUCAACGCUUCUUUUCCGGGCUCAACUUACGAUGCUUUUGUUUUGACGAACUGGGGACUUCCAAGAAGAAUUCAGUCUCUCCCUGAAGGCGGAUGGUUACUUGGAGAUUCCGGAUAUCCACUUAAGAAUUGGAUCCUCACCCCCUUCCCAUCUCCAAGCAACCAACAAGAGGAAAAGUUCAACGAGGCCCACGGAAGAACAAGGGUUGUCGUUGAGAGAGCUUUUGGGGUGUUUAAGUCAAGAUUCAGGUAA
Molecule: messenger RNA, 563 nt
Organism: Saccostrea cuccullata (small rock oyster)
Lineage: Eukaryota; Metazoa; Mollusca; Bivalvia; Ostreida; Ostreidae
Product: putative nuclease HARBI1
Exons: 3
Coding region: 135-563 (142 amino acids)
Source: RefSeq, a predicted model, not a curated record